Molecule: messenger RNA, 1464 nt
Organism: Vigna angularis (adzuki bean)
Lineage: Eukaryota; Viridiplantae; Streptophyta; Magnoliopsida; Fabales; Fabaceae
Product: probable purine permease 4
Exons: 1
Coding region: 74-1294 (406 amino acids)
Cellular component (GO): membrane
Molecular function (GO): purine nucleoside transmembrane transporter activity
Source: RefSeq, a predicted model, not a curated record
UAUCCCAAAUCAUUCCUCUCUCUAUCUUUUGAUCAAAGAAAAAAAAAAUCUCUUUAUUCUCAAUCUAGCAUCCAUGGCAACCACAUCGCCAUCUGCAUUGCAUCAUCAGUUUCUCGAAAGCCCUCACGAGAACGGCACAAACGAUGUUGAAACUGAAAUAGCUUAUGUGGAAGAAUCGCUUCCAAAUCUUUCUUCAUUCAUGGAGAACAAAGAAGAGAACAAUGAGGAAGAUCAAAAGUCCACAACCAACAAGAGGUAUAUGCCUCUUUUACUUAUUAACUACAUUCUACUUUUUGUUGGCUCAUUCUCUGCAAGUUUGCUGUCAAAAUUUUACUUUAUCCACAAAGGUGCUAACAAAUGGGUCUCUACAUGGAUUCAGAGUGUUGGUUUUCCUAUCCUACUCUUUCCCAUUUUUCUCCCAGUUCUCCUUAAAUACACAAAAAGAAAACCUUUCGAAGGUUUCAGCAAAAAGAUGUUAUUGUUUUCGGUUUUGGUCGGUAUCAUGUUAGGGUUUAACAACCUUUUAAUCUCAUGGGGUGUGGCAUACCUUCCUGUUUCAACCUCAGCACUUCUUUUGUCCUCCCAGUUAGUUUUCACUCUUAUUCUGUCUUCCCUGAUUGUGAAACAAAAAAUAACCUUCACAAACCUAAAUUGUGUGAUCCUCAUAACAGUCAGUUCUAUCAUUCUAGCCUUGGAUUCGAGUCACGAGAAGCCAGCAGGGCUGACAAACAAAAACUACUACAUAGGGUUCAGCUGCACCAUCGGUGCAGGUUUUUUGUUUGCUUUGUAUUUGCCAGUGAUGGAGAAGAUCUAUCAGAAGGUGAACUGCUACCAAAUGGUGAUGGAAAUGCAGCUGAUAAUGGAGAUUGCAGCAACAGUAUUGGCCACUAUAGGCAUGGCAUGUGAGGGAGGGUUUUCUGACAUGAAAAAAGAGGCCGAGAGCGUUUUCGACAAAGGAACCGCAGCUUAUUGGGUAACCAUUUUGUCGACUGUGGUGACAUGGCAAUGUUGCUUUAUGGGAACUGCAGGAAUGGUUUUUCUGACAUCUUCUCUAACUGGGGGGAUUUGUUCCACGACUUUGUUGUCCAUAAAUGUGUUGGGAGGAGUGGUGGUUUAUAAAGAUACCUUUGGAGGUUUCAAGGCUGUCUCAACUGUUUUGUGCAUUUGGGGCUUCUGCUCUUAUGUCUUUGGCAUGUACAUCAAAACGAAGCAAAAGAAGAUUGUAAGGAAGAACAGCAGCAGUACUGGAUCUUCCACUGAGUUGAUCCCUAGAAGAAACUCUGAUGGAAUCUAGUUCGACAGUACACUUUGGAUAAAAAUCAUCACUUUCAACGGUGUUACCUAGUUUGUUUGGCCGAGUCUUAAAUUUGUUGCAGAAUUUGUGGAUGUUUGUUAUUUUUCAAUCGUAUUUGAGUUUGUACGUUUAUUUUUCAAUCGUAUUUGAGUUUGUACGUUUAUUUUUCA